Messenger RNA from Daktulosphaira vitifoliae (grape phylloxera), 2326 nucleotides. It is a transcript of the gene MESR6, whose product is annotated as UPF0489 protein C5orf22 homolog. The record is from RefSeq and is a predicted model, not a curated record. The transcript has 2 exons. NCBI's taxonomy places the organism in Eukaryota, Metazoa, Arthropoda, Insecta, Hemiptera, Phylloxeridae. The coding region runs from base 389 to 1555 and encodes 388 amino acids.
CGCGGUUAGAAACGGUUAUAAAAUAUGUUUACUACAAUAUGUGAACAACGGCGUGCUCGGCGCCCAAUGUGGUUAUCUCGUUUUCAAUUUGAUUCUCUGUUUUUAAUUUUACCUCAUUAUUGUUAGUAAACAUAAGUCGAUAUAAUACAGCAUUUAUCUUUAAACGCUUGAUUAGUAACUUAGAAUACCUAUAUUGUUUAAUAAUUUUAGUUAAAAAUUUUAUUUACCGCUUAGAAUAUUGGCAUCAAUCGAAAGACUUGAUUUCUUUACACCUCUAAUUCAAAAUCAAGCCAAAAACUUAAAUAGUUAUCGUCUUACAUUAUUAUAAUUAUAUAUUACAUUAACCAAAUUUAUUGUGAUAUUGGAACUAGUACUAUAAAUAAAAAAUAUGGUGUACAAAAUUAAGAAACACUCAGCCAUGCCUGUUCAUGUCGUCGAUGAUCAUAAUGACACCUUGCGGUACAUGUAUCGAGAAAUAGGUUCAAAACAUAUGCCAUUAUAUGGAAAUGUGUUGCUUCAUUUUGACUCGCACCCAGAUCUAUCUGUACCCAAAGACAUGCCUGCUGAUUACGUUUAUGACAAAGAAAAGCUAUUUGAUUCACUGAGUAUUGAGAACUGGAUUCUGCCUGCCGCCUAUGCAGGUCAUUUUGACAAGAUUUUGUGGAUCAAACCACCUUGGGCACGACAACUUGAAGAUGGAGAGUUAACAUUUGUUAUUGGUAAACAUAAAACAUCUGGAGCUAUUCGACUAACAGCCUCAUGUGAUUACUAUGUAGGCGAAGGUCUAUAUUGUCGAUUGGAGGAUCUGGUCAAUUGCCGGACUAUCAAGCUUUUUGUAUAUACCAUGUGUGGAAGCAUAUUUUGUCAAGAAGGGAGUGGCAAUGGUCGUCGUCUUCGUGAAGAUUUUAGUGUUCUACGUUCAAAAUUUGUUGAGUACAUAGCUGGUGGUAAUGAUGGUGGUGGGCAUUUCAUACUAGAUUUUGAUUGUGAUUUUUUCUCCACGAGUAACCCUUUUUUGACAGUAUAUGAUAGAGUUGAUUUGUAUGGUAUCCUUCGAGAUGUGUAUGCAUUUGAUUCGCCAAUAAAUCGUGAUGACCAAGAUGCAUUGUUACGGUGUUCCGAAGGCCGGGAACUACUAUUACGACAGCUUGAGUCUGUUUUCAUGCAUCUUGAUGAUGGUAGACAAUUAGCUGAUUAUCCAUUAGAAAAGCUUACAGCUGUUAAUGUGGAACGAUUAUCAUAUGCUGUCCAAGAGCUGUCUGAACAUUAUGAUACAGUUGAUUGGUUAAUUGUGCACAAUGCUGGAUGCACUAUUGAUAAUAUAGAACUACCAAACCAUCACACUGAUGCAGCUGAUAUAGCUAAGUCUAUGGAAGUAGUGUUUGAUUUCCUACAACUCAUACAACGACCAGUAGCAGUCACAGUAGCAUUGUCUACAGGCGAUGAAUAUUGUCCUGCUGAUAGUAUUGAAUUUAUCCGGGAAACACUAUUUACAAAGUUGGAAUGUUUAUAUAAUGAAUUGGAUGUAAAAAAUUAUGUACAAGAUGACUGUUAAAAAAUAUUAUAUUAUAAUUGAGUUAUAACACUAAAAAAUUAUAAUUUUAUUAUAAUAAUAGUUAACUAUUAGUUGUCACCUUUAUAACGUAUACUAAGUAUUUUUUAUAAUAGUUGUUAAAGUUUAUAUAGUUGUUGCACAAAAUUUCUUGUAUGUAACUGACAAUUAAUUAAAAAAUUUUGUGUUAUCAAAUUAUUUAUGUUUAGUCAUACAUAACACAUUGUUGUUUGCUUCCUAUUAAGUAGUUAUUGUUAAUACUUUACUGUAAAAGUUUUACUUUAUGUAAAUAUUAAAACAUUACUUUUAUAAUAAUAUAUAUUAAAUAUUAUGUUACAUGACAUUUACUACAAUUAUAGUAGAUGUAAUAUAUGUUAUUGACAUAAAAUAGUGAUAUAAAAGUUAAUUUUUUCUUUGGUAGGAAUACUAUAACCUAUAUUUGUACAAAAUCUGCAUCACAUUUUUUAUUAGAAAAAAAAUUGUAAACACUACUACUGUUAAUUUUUUGUUUAUAUUAAUUUCAAUAUGUUAUUGAUAAUAGGUUUUGUUGCACAUACAGUGUAGUGAUUUAGUAUACUUAAAUAAUUUAAUUAUUAUUAAUAGAAUUUGUUGAAUAUUCAGCUAAAGAAUCAAAUAUCUAGUUGUAUAUUCAAAAUAAUUGUUAUACUUCAUAAGUUAAAUAUUUAACUAUGAAAUUUCAGAUUUUGAUAUAGUAUGGACAUCCAAUCGUUUAUCUAAACUGUACAUAAAUUCCAUAAAUAAAAAUGUUUUUUU